AUGAGCAUCCAGAGGCUGUAUUCACCCAACUGCCAAGGCAUUCGUGGCAUGAAAAGGUUCAUCCGAAAGCAGGGUCUGGACCGGCUCUUCCUGGAGUGUGACGCCCACAUGUGGCGCCUCGGGGACCGGCGAAUCCCGGAGGGCAUUGCUGUGGAUGGAGGCUCGGAUUGGUUCCUGCUGAACCGGAAGUUUGUGGAGUAUGUGACGUUCUCCACAGAUGAUCUAGUGACCAAGAUGAAGCAGUUUUACUCCUACACCCUGCUUCCUGCUGAGUCCUUCUUCCACACGGUCCUGGAGAACAGCCCCCACUGCGACACCAUGGUGGACAACAACCUGCGCAUCACCAACUGGAACCGGAAGCUGGGCUGCAGGUGUCAGUACAAGCACAUCGUGGACUGGUGCGGCUGCUCGCCCAACGACUUCAAGCCGCAGGACUUCCACCGCUUCCAGCAGACUGCCAGGCCCACCUUCUUUGCCCGAAAAUUCGAAGCUGUGGUGAAUCAGGAAAUCAUCGGGCAGCUGGACUAUUACCUGUACGGGAACUACCCUGCGGGCACCCCGGGCCUCCGAUCCUACUGGGAGAACGUGUACGAUGAGCCGGACGGUACCCACAGCCUGAGCGACGUGGCGCUCACCUUGUAUCACUCCUUCGCCCGCCAGGGCCUCCGAAGGGCCGAGUCGUCACUGCACGUGGAAGGGGAGAAUAGCUGCCGGUACUACCCGAUGGGCCACCCAGCAUCUGUCCACCUCUACUUCCUUGCGGACCGCUUCCAGGGCUUUCUGAUCAAGCAUCACGCCACCAAUCUGGCCGUGAGCAAACUGGAGACCCUGGAGACGUGGGUGAUGCCAAAGAAGGUCUUCAAGAUUGCAAGCCCGCCCAGUGACUUCGGGAGGCUCCAGUUUUCCGAGGUCGGCACUGAGUGGGAUGCCAAGGAGCGGCUCUUCCGUAACUUUGGGGGUCUCCUGGGGCCCAUGGAUGAGCCGGUAGGCAUGCAGAAAUGGGGAAAGGGCCCCAACGUCACCGUGACUGUCAUCUGGGUGGAUCCCGUCAACAUCAUCGCAGCCACCUACGACAUCCUGAUUGAAUCCACUGCUGAGUUCACCCACUACAAGCCCCCUUUGAACUUGCCCCUGAGGCCUGGGAUCUGGACAGUGAAAAUUCUUCACCACUGGGUGCCAGUUGCAGAGACCAAAUUCCUUGUUGCACCGCUGACCUUCUCAAACAGGCAGCCCAUCAAACCAGAGGAGGCGUUGAAGCUGCACAGCGGGCCCCCCCGCAGCGCCUACAUGGAGCAGAGCUUCCAGAGCCUGAACCCCGUCCUCAGCCUGCCCAUCAGCCCGGCCCAGGUGGAGCAGGCCCGGAGGAACGCAGCCUCCACGGGCGCAGUGCUGGAGCGCUGGCUGGACUCUCUGGUAGGUGGCAUGUGGACUGCCAUGGACGUCUGCACCACAGGCCUCAGUGCCUGCCCCGUCAUGCAGCCCUGCAGCCAGACGGCCUGGAGCUCCUUCAGCCCCGACCCCAAGUCCGAGCUGGGGGCGGUCAAACCCGAUGGCCGGCUCAGGUAGCACCGGGCCCGCGUGGGCCUCAGCAGAUCUCAGAGGGAAAGCAGCUCGAGGGCCGGUGGCGCCCGGACCCUGGCCCCCCAGUCCCGGGGGUGCCUUUUGUGACGAGGGGGCUCUCCUGGCUACAGAAAGAUGGACAAGGAAGGUGUGGAGGUGCCAACGACCCGCGUUGCGCACGCUGGCCCCUGGGGGCGAGGCUUGCUGGGUCCCAGCGCCAUCGUGGUCUUACCUCUUCUGGUUGAUCCUCAAAGCCUCCAGGUUCCUUGUCCUCCCCCUCGGUGACCCAAUCCCCCCAGUCAAGUGAUUCUCCAACUUUUAUUUUGAGCAGCAGAAUUUUGUUUACUAAGCAGAGGUGGAGGCAGAAGUUCAAGGUGUGGUUGAAAUCCAGGCUGCUCUGGUUGAAGCUGGGGAGUCUGAGGUUUUUUUUCCUCAACGCUCAGCCCAGUGGGCAGUCCCUUUGCCCGGGGCACCUCCUGAGGUACCUCCCCAGAACCCAAGGGCUCUGCAAAACCCCAUAUGAAAAGCACUGCCCAGAGUGUGGGCUUGAUUUCCAGCCCCACCCUUGGGCUCAUCUUCCUGCUCCUGAGCAGGGAAAGGGGACUGGCUGAGCCUUCCGCCAGCCCUUGUCCGGUGAGUUGUCCUCCUUACUAACGGGAUAGCUUUUUGAUGGGACAUGGCCGAGGUUCCCCAAAGUCUGCGGUCCAGGCCAGCCUCCCUCCAGACUGCCCCCUGAGGUGGCAUCAAUGGGAUGAGGUUCAGGGGUAUGAGCAUCAAAUCUCCCAGCCAUUCAGGGGCCGGGAGAACUCUGGGGACGAUGGCCAUGAAGCUCAGAGAUGGUUUGGAGCCAACUCCUGAGCUGGACAGCACAGCAAUACCCGCCCCCUGCCUGAGCCCUUGCGCUCCGAAGUUGGGCACUCCAGACCUUUGGGAAUUGCCCCCCCACCCCCACCCCCCCUGGUGCUGUAGGGAAGUGACCAGGCUUUUCACAUCCAGGCACAAGCAUUUCAGAUUUGGUUUUUAAAUUCAUGCCCUUCCUUCUCCAAGGUGCCAGCAGGCCCCUCUGCUAUGCCAUGUGAAAGCUAGAAGCUUGAGCAUCAGAGCGGUUUAAGCCUAAACAAUAGUGUUCUUCCAACUGCUUGAGUUGCCAUAAACCUGAAAUGUGUCCUUGCUGUGUGCCUCGGAGGGCCAGCCCUGCUCCGCUGGAGAGCCCAUCCCGAGGCCCCUUCCUUCUCCAAUUCUAGCCUCCCCUCGCCCCCCCCCCCCCUCCUCCAGGACAGGCUUUCCUUGGCCAAGGCCCACCCCCGGUUGCUAGCGGCCCUGCCCUGGAGGGCCCAUCCUUGUGUUUCUGGGCAGCGUGGGUAUGAAGGUACUUCAGUCCCUCCUGACCGCUCCACGCUCACCCCACAGUCCCGCCAGGCCGCAUGUCCUAGGGGCCAGGGAGGGUCUGGAGGAGGGACACUUUCGGUAUUUAUUAUUUCUAUGGUUUAGUCAAUGACUAAUGAGUAGGUGCUGCUUUUGCAGCUUGUCAGUUACGUCUCUUACUAACUGAAGCUGCCUUUAUUCACGAAAGGCCCCCCCUCCCCACCCCCAGUGUCUGUCUCUCUCCUGUCUGCCCCACAUUCUCCAUGUCCUCAGAGGAAAGCAGGGGUGUUGGACACCACGAGGAGAAUGCUUGCACCAGCAUCAUCCGCUGGCUGAAAGCGGGGUACCCCUGGGGACACUGGAGCCUUACUUUUUCCUCAGGUAGGAGGGAGCCUCGGCGGGUUCUCUGGUCCCCGUGGGGCUGGAAUUCCUGAGCCAUCCCUGCUGCCCACGGCAGGCACAGGGACAAGACAUGCUCAUGACUCGGGUGGAGGGAGAGGACCCCCUUCCAAGCCUGAGAGGGAGAGAAAGCCAGUUUACGAAGACGGGGAAUGGUCGUACUGAGCCCAGAGCUAGCCAUGGUCACCAGGGGCUCCAGAGACCUCGGAGGACCUUGCUGAGAAAACCCGGAUCAUCCCUCCAUGAACUUGCAAACUCUAGGAGCCCAGCCAGCCCGUGCCACCACCCCUUUCUGCCCCAGCCCACCCAGGGAGCCUUCCUCUUUACCCUCCUGGCCAGACUGCUAGGAGUCCCGUGGUUUCCACCGUGUCCUGUGCAGGGCUCAGACCUGGGUCUGGUGUGUGUGCCUGCAGACCCCUCCCUGCACCCAUGACAAUGCUGAUAUCCCCCCCCCCAAGAAGAAGCAGAGAUGGUCUACUCUGGGCACCAUCUCCCCUCCCCACCCCCGCUCACAGCAAGGAAUUCAGAAGCCAGUCAGUCACACCCCGUGUUUCUGUAAAGAUCUCUGGGUUUUGGACCAGGGAAUAACGUUGCUAUUAAAAACAAAAAUUUCCAAACAAAGCCCAAGAGGAUUUGAGAAAGGGUGAUGUUUUCCCAGGGGACACAAUAACAGCUGAACUUCAUCGGCCUGAGAGUGAGUGAUUCGGGAAAGGGCACUAGGGCAGGCAGCCGUGAGUUCUGGCUGUGGGACCCAACCACAGGAGAUGAACCCGGGUUACAGCCUGAAGCCUGGCCCCCUGACCAGGAGCCUGAGGGCAGUCUGGGGAGAAGGAAGCAUUCAAGAGGCUGUGGCACCCGGUGUCAUUUCCCAGCCAGCCCAUCCAGUGACGCUCAGGCGGCUGCCUGUCUUCCCGACUCCCACAGCCCAGGCCAGGCGCAAAGCAGUCUCCCUCAAGGACGCAAGCAAUGCACAGACCCCAUAUUUAACAAGGGGGCCCUUACCUCCCUUUGGAAAAAGACCUUUCUGGUCAGAUCAGGAGUCAUUCAGGCUUCAUUUCCCCCUUGCUAGUUUAAGAUGCCAGUGCCCUCAGGACAAGCAAGACCACCCUAGUCCCCAAAAGGGGCGCAUUGCACCUCUCUGGGCACAUGCCUGGGUUGGGUGGACCUGCUGCCUUCAGGCUCCCUGGUUGACAAGUACAAGGAGGACAUGGGCUGGAACCUCCAUCUCUUUGCCAGGAAGGUGCAGAGUAGAGGGAAGCAGCUGUGGAAGGUGGGGCUUGAGCCAAGACCCCUUACACAGCAAAGUCCACCGGGGACUCAGGACACAAGCCCCCCCAACAGCACCCAAGGGAGGUAUACUAGGAACAGCUGUUGGCCAAACCCUGUUAGGUCAAAGCCACACUCUGUGGUAGGGGUCACAAAUGCUUAACAUGGUUGGCAUAAGACAAUUGGGAGUGGUGGGGACUGGGGUCUGUGCGCAUGGCCCACCCAAAGACAGCAGCCCGUCUUUGCAAGUGAGCCUGCAGAAUCUUCCAAUUUGGUAAAGGAAGCCAGAGAUCCAGAUUUUCAUAGGAAAUUUGAUUUUUAAGUGUCAACCAUGUGUUUUUGUUUUAUGGGUUUUUUUCAGUUUUGAGUGUGGGCAAAGAGAAAUUCCAUAGUUCAUCCCGUGCACGGCCAACCACCUCUGCUCUCUGGAGAGAUGGUUUGCGAGGAGGUCAGGCAGUGCCCUGGUGGAGGAGGAAAUGAGCCACCAGUAGGAAGGGGCAAAGAUUAUAGCUCAUUUCGCCGAUUGCUCUGAAGCAAGAACACGAACCUCUUACCGGUCAUUCCACCCCGAAGAGACGGUCCCACGGAGGAGAAGGGUCCCAGAAGAACUGGCUUGUGAGGCUGGCCUGGUCCCAAGAUGGUGCUUAAAAAAAAAAAAAAAAAAGAAUUUGGAGACCUGACCUAAGGAGGCCCAUACCUUCCAGAAUUCCAGCCUGCCCAGGCGGAGGUGACAAAGACAGGGGCCGGGGAGGGAGGGGUGUGUCAAACAGCCCCAGGUUUGAGCAGCCGUCUUAGCACAUGUCUUGGACACUCUGUUGGAGCUGUGCUGGCUCACAGGACACCCUCUUCAACUCAGUUACCUUACUUUUUGCCCAUGGGUCUACCACAGGCGCUACCUCAUUGUGUCUGCUGAGAAGUUUACCUGGGGAGGGGGGGGGAAAUAAUUAGGUGUCCCAAAUGUGCUGGAGCUGAAUGUACAAUCUAUGCAAAUUUCUCUCCCUCCGUCUGUUUCUCUCGGAAGUUUGGGCUUUUUUGUUUGUUUUACCUUACAAACAAGAUACUGUGUAGACCCCUCUUAAGACCGAGGAGGGCUUUCAUGCGCCACCUGUGUCUACCCCUCACGUUGUCUUUGGUUCUGCCCUCACCAAGCCCGCAGGGAGAAGGCGGCGCGGCCCUCCCCUCCCCUCCCCUCCCCUCCCCCUGGCUGGGAACACUCCAACUGCCUCUCCCCCCGGAGUCCCCAGGAAAGCAGGUUCUGCCCCUGGCACCCCCCCCACUUCCUGCACACCAUCUCUGCUCCAUCCUCAUUUCCCUCCCACUUGCUUCUCCUCCCCUGCUUCCCCCACCGACCCCCAAAAAGCCUUAGGUUUCUCCUUUUUGAAAUGUGGCCUUAACAUUAUUUUUGGAAAGCUGACUGCCCUCUCCCUCCAACUUCUACCAACAUCCAAGAAAGAGCAUCCCGAUGCUUUCAGGGCAACCUCCUCAGCCAGGGGCUGCCCGUCUGUAGCUUGCAGACGCGACAGAAACGGCUUCUAUGUGUCGUCUUUAAGAAAAAGUAUUCUGUUGUUCCUCUGGGUAAAAUGAAGGCUCCGGUGCUCCCGCGAACGGCAGCUUGCUGGUGCAGCUGCGGAGGGCACCGGGCUGGCUUCUGCCCCAGGCCGGUGUGAGCACCUACUCUCCUGUCCUCUCUCUCCCACCGCC
Leptonychotes weddellii (Weddell seal) is the source of this 6291-nucleotide messenger RNA. Lineage: Eukaryota; Metazoa; Chordata; Mammalia; Carnivora; Phocidae. The record is from RefSeq and is a predicted model, not a curated record.